AUGGUGAGCAAGGAUCCAGACCGGAGACCAAACGUGCCGGAUCUUUUAGCGGACCCUUCUGUAAAACGCUACAGCUGGGUCAACUUUUUCAAGGACUGGCGGGAGUACUUGCGAAGUAAAGGGAGUUCUGUGAUCAGCACAUUUUGGGGAGGAGCAGGAGAUCAGAAUGCCAGUGUUGAAGGUGAGGAUAUCUUCAAAGAUAUGGAGGAGUUGGAUGAUGAGGAUGACUGGGAAGAUGAAGCACAUCAAAUAAUGCUCGAGUCCCCCCGAUUGUGGCCUGGUUCCCCAGGAUUGUCUCCUGUUCCCUCUGCUCCUCGCAGUGCGCUCAGAUUCUCCGAUAAGUUCGAAUCUAGCACUCCCAACAAGUCUCUCUUCAAUAACUUAAAUGACUCAGACUCUGAUUUGGACUCCGGAAUGCUGGAUCGACCUUCCAUUCUUAAGAGGAAUUUAUUGGAUAUACACGAAGAUGCAAACGGCGAGAUAUAUGUUGACGGAAUUUCGACACAAACAGUCGCCAACAGCCAGGAAGUUCUCAACUGUUUAAAACAGGGGGCUUUGUGCCGAACUACCGCCAGUACUGAGAUGAACGCAGUCUCGUCAAGGUCACACGCCAUGUUUUAUCUAAAAAUACAUCAAACCAGAGUUGCUAAAGUCGAAACUGUGGAGGGCGAAGAAGCUCCGCCACAAGAGUUUGAGAAUCUGACCGCUAAGUUGGUGUUUGUUGAUUUGGCUGGAUCAGAAAGGUUAAAACGAACGGGUGCUACCGGAGACAGAGCUAAAGAGGGUAUCUCAAUCAACGGGGGACUGCUAGCACUUGGUAACGUGAUCUCAGCGCUGGGCGACGAGAAGCGGAAAGUAUCACACGUGCCGUACCGAGACAGCAAGCUGACACGUCUGUUACAAGACAGCCUGGGUGGAAACUCCCAGACUCUAAUGGUGGCGUGUGUUAGCCCGGCUGAUAGGGACUUCAUGGAGACUCUUAACACUCUGAAGUACGCUAACAGAGCCAAGAAUAUAAAGAAUAAGGUGGUAGUAAACCAAGACAAGACCAGCAGAAUCAUCAAUACUUUAAGAGAAGAGAACGUGAGAUUACAGCAGGAACUGAUGGAAUACAAGAUGGGACAGAGGACUGGUGAAGAAGGAAACCAUUCCGACCUGUUCACGGAGAACACGAUGUUGCGUGCUGAGAACGAUAAGCUCCGUCUCCGCAUCAAGUCCAUGGCAGAGGCACAGGAUAGCAAGAAUGAGGCUAUCGCUGAGCUUCGUGCCAAGGCCCUCUGUGCUGACUUCGCAGCAUCAGGAGAAACAGAUAUGACAGAGAUGGUACAAGGGUACAUCAAAGAGAUCGAGAAUCUGCGCUCGCAGCUCCUUGAACAGGAAAGCGCUGCGAACUACCGCAGUCCCCGCUUAAGGACCGCGCCUCCAAACAGGAUGUCUAUGGGUGGUGGUAACUUAAACAGUGCAACCAUGAUGAACGAUAGUAUUGAUGAAGUGAUCAAGGAGGCAAAGUUCGAUCUGGAGAAAACUAUGGCAAAGAGGUCAAAAUUAGAGCACAUAAAAGAUCUAGAAGUGACCAAAUUGGAAGAAAACAAGGAAAACAUUAUCGAAGCUGAUGAUGAUAGCGAGGAGGAAAUGGACUGUGAAAAUAACUUUAUAGAAAUAGAUGAAGAUGAUGAGAUGGAACGAGGCGAAGAAAAAGAAGAAAAUGAAGAAAAGGACUCUGAGGAAGACGAAGAUGAGAAGGCAAGGGACGAGAACAUUACCUGCAUGGAAGAAAACCUCGCAGAUCUUGCCGAGGAAAUCUCGAUCAAGCAGAAGCUGGUGGAAGAGCUGGAAAAGAGCCAGAAGAAGAUUCUAGCAAUGAAGCAACAGUAUGAGGAGAAGCUGAAUCUACUGAAUAAUCAAAUACAAGUCACUAGUGAUGAGCGAGAUAAGGUCAUGGACAGUCUCAAGAAGAAGGGAGAUGGAAAAAAUAACAAGGAUGAAAUCAGAGCGAAAUCCGAUCAUUAUACCAAGAAGUUAAAGAAUAUGGAACAGGAAAUGAAGAGGUUGAAAUCCGCGCAACGUGAGCAUGACAGAUUAGCCAAGACAAAUAAGGACAAUGAGAAACAUCUGAAACACAUGCAGACCGAGCUGACACAAAUGAAGAAGAACAAGGUGAAACUGAUGAGACAGUUGAAGGAGGACACAGCCAGGAACAAGAAACUCGAACUGAAGAAACAACAAGAAAUCAUCAAAUUACAGAGAGACAAGCAGAAACAGGUUACGACCAUCAAGAAAUUACAGAUGGAACAGAAAACCAAAGAAAUGGUCCUUAAACGAAAGCAAGAGGAAAUCAAGAUGAUGAAAAAGCAGAAGAACGCGAUGUCUAUAAAGAAGAAGAACGCCCGCCGAGCAGCACCCAGAACUAUGCUCCAGCAACCUAACUUAGCAGAGUCCGCCGAAGAACGUCACAACAGACGAUUAUCAUCCCAGUACUCUUCCUUCUCCGCAAGACAAAGGUGGAACCAGUUGGAGAAAAGGAUUUGUCAGAAUAUUAUCCGGAAGCACACAGUCGCACAGAUGGAGGCUGAUAUGGACAGGUUGGUGAAGGACAGGGAAAAGCUGGAGAAGGAUCUGGAUCGGUUCAUCAAGAAUAAGGACAAACACUUAAAGGAGAAACAACCUAACACUGAAGUAUUGCAAGAGUUAGACGAGAACAUAGAGGGACUGAGUGCCCAGGUGGAGUAUUUGCAGGAUAAUAUAAACGAACAUCAGAACGACAUUGUGCAGAUGAUGGACGGAAGAGAGAGUGGUGACACUAUAGACCUUCAGGAUAUCAUCGACAGUAGCUCGUUAUCCGACUGCAAAUACCUUCUGGAACAUUUCCUCACUUUCACGACCAACAAAGGUCUGGCUGUAGCACAGAGUAACGCUAAAGUAAAGGAGAUAGAGGGGACAGUAAAGUCUUUAAAACAGGCUCUGGAGGAGACAGAACAGAAACUUGUGGAUCAGUAUAACAGGGAGAAGUUAUUGGAGGAACAAGCCAAUAAUAGUAGAGAAAUCGACGAUCUAGUGGAUGCACAGUUCUCUAACGCCUCUAUGUUCCAGACACCCUCUAAAACCUACUCCAUGUUAUGUGGCACUUCCGGGAGGAAGUUCUUCCCUCAACCCUCCUCGACGCGGACGAUAAUUGAGCAGCUGCAAUACCUAGUAAUUAUAUUCGCUCUUUGGGUUUGUCAAGUUGAGACUGUGACCCUGUCAAAUGGAGACAAAGUUCUUUUCGUUGAGAAAGACAAGUCGUCACCCCCAGUCACCGACACACGGCUAGCAGCUGUGUUGGAGGAGAAACCCCACAACCGCCGCCGGACUGGCACUCCAACAGAACUGAGCUCCGGAUCUAACGGAUCUCUACCGGACAUGGUCUCUCCGGCAACUCCAGUCACCAGUGCAGACAGACGACUCAAACGAAAAGCGAUAGUCUCAACCAAACGUUAUCUGAAAAAACACGUAGACUCGAGCCCUACUCCCUCCCGUGGAGGAGCCCAUGUGAUCGUGACGUCAUCAGACGGAUCACGUGACUUGGUCAAGUCAUCACGAGUACAGACCUUGCGGAAUGAGCUAUCCCCAACAAACUCGCCGAAUAUUGAACGACGUUCUAGUUCUCUCAGAGAUUCGCUGAGGAGAAAGAACGAAGGGUCUCCCGCGGCUACAGCUGAGAAUGUGUUUGAUAGACUACACAGUCACCCUGACGAACCACACCCUGAGGGUCAGAUAGUUCCCUUAUCUCCCCCCACUACUGAUUCUGAGCGCAUAACUUGUGUCAGUAUGGCUAAAGGGCACACGCACAGCGUACAGUCAGUGUCAGUCCAUGGGAAGAUAAUGGUUACUGGAAGCAGUGAUCGUACUAUACGAGUCUGGGAUUUAACGGACAACAAAGAGGCGCAACGAGCAGUUUUCCCGGACCAAGUAAAGAAAGUCGUCUUCAACCAGGAGCAAUCAGUCGUCUUCGCCCUUACCAGCCAGGCCCUCAAAGCUUGGGAUAUCAGAACAGACCCUUCGACUUGCAGGUCGACAACCUUAGCAGAGUUCCCCUCCGCCCUGCUGUAUCCAGCUGGCUCAGAGUUCAUCUACUUUAGUACUGGCAUCUCAGUAAGGAGCUGGAACGUCAAACAGUGGACUGCUGCUGGUGUUUUACACGGACAUAGUGGACACGUGAUGUGUCUUGAACACGUGGCUAUAAACGAUAAGAAGUACAUUAUCACAGGGUCACGGGACCACUUUUGCAAGAUCUACGAUGCUACAGAUGGUAUUGUAUCCGCCCGAGUACCCACUGCGACCCUCAACCCGCCCCACUUUGACGGGAUCGAGAGUAUUGUUUGGGGGAAUGAACAUCUUUAUAGCGGCUCCAGAGACGCCACCAUCAAGAAGUGGCAUCUCCAAACUAGGAAGGAGAAGGGGGCCCAGAGACCAGCACACAAAGACAGAGUCCAAGCUCUGGCCUACGUCCCAACACUAUCAGCCCUCGCCAGUGCCAGCAGAAACGGUACUCUCAAACUUUGGAACGAAGUGGGCUUUGGAGCUGCCGCCAAGACUGAUCAGAGCAAGAGUUUAAUCGUCGAGAUAAACGCACAUCCCGGAUCAUCUAUUCAAGACAUCGCAUACCACAACAAUCAUCUUUAUACAGCUUCUGGGGACACCACCGUUAAAGUCUGGUCUAUAAAAUGAAACUGUGUGUAGGUUGGAAGUUUGAGAUUAUAAAAGUUGACUGAGUGAACGAGUUUUUUUGCUGUUACAUAUGUUUGAAAUGUUUUGAGAGGAGAAAAACAUUGCUGUGCAAUGAAAAAUGAGGUGAAUCCUCAG
Molecule: messenger RNA, 4842 nt
Organism: Bolinopsis microptera
Lineage: Eukaryota; Metazoa; Ctenophora; Tentaculata; Lobata; Bolinopsidae
Product: kinesin-like protein KIF21A
Exons: 28
Coding region: 1-4707 (1568 amino acids)
Biological process (GO): microtubule-based movement; spindle elongation; mitotic spindle organization
Cellular component (GO): microtubule associated complex
Molecular function (GO): microtubule motor activity; ATP binding; microtubule binding
Source: RefSeq, a predicted model, not a curated record